UCAUGGCGAAAGCUGUAGCCACAGAGGCGCGCUCUGAUGUCAUCACACUUAGACGCGUCGCUGGGCGUUGCGUUGCCGCGCAGUACGGGGGCCGAGAAGGGGAGAAAUGUGGGCGCGGGCAGUGUGGCUGACCUCUCGGGGUGUGCUUGGUGGGUGCCAAGCCUUCGCCACCAAGGCGAAUCCUCAGGAAAGCGGUCGUAUCACUGCCGCUGUGAUCGAGCACUUGGAGCGUCUAGCGCUUGUGGACUUUGGCAGCCGCGAAGCUGUGGCACGGCUGGAAAAAGCCAUCGCCUUCGCCGACCGCCUGCGUGCAGUGGACACCGACGGAGUGGAGCCCAUGGAGUCCGUACUGGAAGACAGAUGUCUAUACUUGAGAUCUGACAAUGUUGCAGAAGGCAACUGUGCUGAAGAACUACUACAAAACUCCCAUUGCGUCGUGGAGGAGUAUUUUGUGGCCCCCCCAGGACCUUGUGCUUUCAAGGCAGGCAGUGGAACCACUGAGGUAAACCCCUGGCCCUAUAACAGUCUUUCUUAUUAUUUUCAAACAGGUAAUAUCUCUUUACCAAAGCUGGAUGAAAAAGAGCCCUUCCUACACAGCUGAGUAGCUCUUCUGGGAAGAGGGUACCCUGUAAGCACAUGGAAGCGCAAUGGUGCUAUUUUACUAUAAAUUCUAAUGGUCCUUUCUUCAGUCACCUGAAAAAUACGGAUGCUCAAGCAAGUCUUAGUAACUUAACUCUUCCAAAGUCAGAAUUGGCAAACUCUAGCCAAAACAUUAUCUUACUGUAUCCUGAACCUUCCCUUAAAAGACUGUCUACCAAAUGGAUGUAAGUGAACUUUUCUGUUUAUAUAUUCGACAGAUAAAAGCAUCAGAUCACAGUUACA
Molecule: messenger RNA, 882 nt
Organism: Heterocephalus glaber (naked mole-rat)
Lineage: Eukaryota; Metazoa; Chordata; Mammalia; Rodentia; Bathyergidae
Gene: Gatc
Product: glutamyl-tRNA amidotransferase subunit C
Biological process (GO): mitochondrial translation; regulation of translational fidelity; glutaminyl-tRNAGln biosynthesis via transamidation
Cellular component (GO): glutamyl-tRNA(Gln) amidotransferase complex; mitochondrion
Source: RefSeq, a predicted model, not a curated record